This is a messenger RNA of Suillus paluster, 1677 nucleotides long. RefSeq lists its product as uncharacterized. Gene Ontology annotation, molecular function: RNA polymerase II cis-regulatory region sequence-specific DNA binding; DNA-binding transcription factor activity, RNA polymerase II-specific. Gene Ontology annotation, biological process: anatomical structure morphogenesis; regulation of transcription by RNA polymerase II; cell differentiation. NCBI's taxonomy places the organism in Eukaryota, Fungi, Basidiomycota, Agaricomycetes, Boletales, Suillaceae. The transcript has 4 exons. Bases 1 to 1677 code for a protein of 558 amino acids. The record is from RefSeq and is a predicted model, not a curated record.
AUGCCUGCAAUUCGUGAAUAUGAUUUGUAUCCUAACGAUGUCGAAGAUGAUGAUGGGAUGCCCCCGCUCGUCGAUAACCCAAAUACAUCGAUGUCGUUUACUUUCUUCACCGAUAUGACUCCCAUCACCGCCUUCAGCGUUGAUCCAACCGCUCCCUGCGAGAAUGUAUGGGAUCACCCAGCGUCUGCGUCCCCUGUGGAGUUUACAGACUCCUCUGAAUAUCCUACAACCCAUACCGCCGAUCGCGUCUCUCAUGGCAAGAAACGGGACGCUUCGUACAUCCCACGCCCACCCAACGCUUUCAUUCUCUUCAGAUCGUCGUUCAUCCGGAGCCAACAAGUUCCGGAGAAGGUCGAGGGGAAUCACAGCACCCUGUCGAAGAUUAUUGGCAAAUACUGGAAAACUCUUCCUCGUGAGGAAAGAGAGAUCUGGGAGGCCAAGGCUCUCGUUGCUCAGGCGGAACAUAGAAAGCGCUACCCAGACUGGCGUUUCAGACCUGGCGCUAACGCACUUGCCAAGCUCAAGGUCAAGGAUCCCGGAAUAGCGAACCGGAGACGAAACGCGCAGAAUAACAAGAAAACCCGCGGAGAUGCUGAAUCGAAGAAGAAGAAUAAGAGUAAAGAUGAAAGGUGUUCGAUGAUUGCGGAUCUUCUUGUUGAAGGCAAGACUGGGGCUGAACUGGAAAGUGCGCUCAGAAACUGGGAGAACGGAAUUGCUAGGGAAGUCGUGUCGUGUAAAGGCGCUGUUGGCCAGGAAGGUGAAGAUCAUCGUGACGGAAGUGAUGGAGUGAGGUGGAGCGAAGCUUGCCUGACUACCGAUCACUUUCAGAUGGGGCCGGUUCAAUGCUCGCAAGACCUCUUCCAUCCCAGUCACAUCACACAGGUUAACGCCGAUGGCCACGAUCAUCUCGCCACGAGUCAACCUCGCUGCAAGACUCUACACGACGAUCGCUUCAAAGUACCUCUCACCGCGAUGUUCAAGCGUUCUCUGUCCACACCUGCUAGGCACUUCGCCUCUCCCGCGGAUGUACCAGAUCUUAGCCACAACGAUUCUCUAACCAGUAACUUCUCUGACGUCUUAUCCGACACUGCAAGUUCUCCACUCAGCGUCUGCAGUCCUUCAACUUUUCCAUCAGAGCAAUAUGAAGAUUUGUCAGUCGCUGUGUACGGUGAUUCCAUGGGCCAUCUGUCGCCCCUUCUUCUGCCGUCAGGAAUAGGGGAUGGUUCUCCUGCACGUUGGAAUGACCCCUACAAUCUCCUCGGAGCUCCAUCACCUGUUGGAUCGUUAUCAGACUGCCCCGGUCUGACAUAUGGACAUAGUCCCUCUGUUUCGCCAGUCGACGUGAGCUUUGGGAACUAUUCCUUCCCUUCGCCAACGCUAGCGGCACUUACUGCAACAAAGCCCCAGAAUAUUUCUGCUGGCCUCGAUUACCCCAUUUCGUACGAUACCCAGUGCUACUCCUCUUACUCGGCGCUCAAAGGGUGGGCCGAUGGGCAAUACGCGUCUUUUGAUACCUUUCCAGAAGGUCCCGUGCCACAGGUCUUUGUCAACCAACACGCCGGCGCACCACCAGCGAUCUACGAAUGGUCCCCUCUCGACGAUACCGUACGUGCUGACUAUGCACCUCAGCUUCAUAACGCAUUCGAAAGCAGCUACUACAACGAUUUCAGAUUCUGA